Daldinia caldariorum is the source of this 390-nucleotide messenger RNA. RefSeq lists its product as uncharacterized. NCBI's taxonomy places the organism in Eukaryota, Fungi, Ascomycota, Sordariomycetes, Xylariales, Hypoxylaceae. The record is from RefSeq and is a predicted model, not a curated record. The transcript has 2 exons. The coding region runs from base 1 to 390 and encodes 129 amino acids.
AUGAACACCACCACUCUCCCCGGCCUCGGACCCAGACCCAGACCCGGAACCAUUCCUUCCAUCUCCCCCGACGUCGGCGUUGGCGUCAUGUUCAAAGACGUCCAAGUUCACUGUCCCAAUGACAGCACGCAGAAGGCUUGCGACACAUGCUACGACGACAACGCCCCUUACAACUGCGACAACAAGCCAGGCCCCGACAGGAAGAUGUGCAAGCAGCUGUGGAUGAUCUGGUGCGGCCAAGGUGCUGGCUGCGAGGCCACAGAUUCUCGAGCGCCGUCGAAAGCGGCUGAUAUUCGGGGGCGUCGGCAAAGGUUAAGAUUUUACAUCUUGGUAGUUGUCCAUCAGGAAAACGACAUGAGCGGUCCGAUGUCGACGAAGAACUACUUAUGA